Messenger RNA from Aspergillus versicolor CBS 583.65, 1397 nucleotides. RefSeq lists its product as uncharacterized. The transcript is spliced from 2 exons. NCBI's taxonomy places the organism in Eukaryota, Fungi, Ascomycota, Eurotiomycetes, Eurotiales, Aspergillaceae. Gene Ontology annotation, cellular component: cytosol. Gene Ontology annotation, molecular function: L-allo-threonine aldolase activity. Gene Ontology annotation, biological process: glycine biosynthetic process; L-threonine catabolic process. The coding region runs from base 240 to 1358 and encodes 372 amino acids. The record is from RefSeq and is a predicted model, not a curated record.
CGCCAAUGCGGCCCAGAAGCUGAGCUGAGUCUUCGAUCCGGAUUCCUGAUUGGUGGCGCUAUUCCGCUAGCCUGCAUUCUUGAAGAAACCAACAAAUUAUUCUUCAUUUAUUGGCUGUGUGGUGGAUUGCGAAUGCAUGAUAUUGCCUCGGACCCGCCGGGCGAAAGAGGCACAUGUAUAAAGGCAGGAGAAGGUGACUACCUACGUACCAAAGGCUUUUUUCCCACUACGCCAGGAACAUGGCCCCCGUCAGGUCAUUAGAAAACACACUCGCAGAAAACAUGCAGAACGUCGCAUGGGGCACGACGCGUCGCGCAGAGACUGACUUCCGCAGUGACGUUAUAACAACCCCGUCAAUGGGUAUGCUAGCAGCCAUGGCCACAGCCAGUCUCGGCGACGACGUGUUCCAAGAAGACCAAGUGACAAACGAGUUCCAGUCACUGAUGGCGGCGCAGUGCGGACUCGAGGCCGGCGCGUUCGUGAUUUCAGGAACGAUGGCGAAUCAGCUCGCUAUCCGGACGCUAUUAACGCAGCCGCCAUGUGGUGUAUUAGUGGAUGCGCGGGCGCAUGUUAUACACUUUGAAGGGGGUGGACUUGGUAUGAGCGGUGCAGCGAUUCAGACGGUUCGGCCGUCGAAUGGGCGGUAUAUGGUGUUGGAGGAUGUUAAAUCUCGGGCGAUUGUCACGGACGAUGUGCAUAAAUGUCCGACGGCGGUUAUAAGUAUUGAGAAUACGGCUGGUGGGAGUGUUGUUCCUGUUGCUGAGCUGCGUCGGAUUAGCGAGUGGGCGCAUAGCAACGGGAUCCGGGUCCAUAUGGACGGUGCGCGAUUGUGGGAGGCUGUUGCGGCCGGGGGUGGUAGUUUGUUUGACUACUGCACUCUCUGCGAUUUGGUCAGUUUGGAUUUUAGCAAGAACCUGGGGGCGCCUAUGGGUGCGAUGGUGCUGGGUUCGAACAAACUCAUCACACAACUGCGCCGGAUACGAAAGAGCCUAGGGGGCGCGAUGAGGCAGACAGGUCCAUUGGCAGCGGCAGCGCAGUUUGCAGUGGUCGAGCAGUUUGGACUGGGACCAUGGGGGAGCCGAGAUAAAUUACAAGCCGUGCAUGGGCUUGCAAAGGAGGUGGGCGAGAUGUGGCUGAAUUUAGGAGGACAGCUACUACGUGAAGUCGAGACAAAUCAAGUAUGGCUUAACCUCCAGCAGACUGGCCUCGCCACGGAGAGAUGGAAUGAGCUAGGGAGAAAGCAUGGAGUAAAGCUGGAUGGAAAGCGCAUUGUCCUUCACCACCAGAUCUCAACAGAGGCUAUCGCAAAGCUGGGUCUAGUAUUUAGCGAAGCCUUGAGGGCGCGGGCGCGUAUAUAAUCAAUAUAUAUUAUCUGAAGUUGGAAUAUAGAAACAGAC